AUGACUAGGACGCUCAAGAAGGGCGUGUACUCGACCGUCUUUUUGGGGGAACCGGCGUUCGAGAAGCUCCCCAAGGGUCUCGCCGCCGGCGACACGCUGGCAGGUUCGAUCACGUACGGCCAAAAGCACAACCACUUCAAGGGUGUCUCGCAAAAGCCCGAUGGCUUUUCGCUGACGUACACGGUGCCGUCGGCGCCGACGCCGGUCAAGGAGCCCGAGGCGGUGGUGCCCGAGGACGUGCGCUCGGAAGACGAGCUCGCGAACGACGCCGUGCGCGACCUUCUUGUCGCGCGCGUUGUCAAGCUCCAGGGCAAAGACGCGUUUCUUGACCGCUGGACCGUGCUCAACGAGACGUACCCGACACACCUGCCCCUGCUCCAGGCGCGGCUCCAUCACUACAAGCACGACGCGCACGCCGAGGUUGUCGAGGCGGCCGACGCUGUGCUCGCAGCGAUUGACGCCGAUGCGCUGGCGGCCCACUACGGGCUCAAGCUGCUUCCGAACGACGCGGCGGCCGCCAAGGUGCGCAAGACCAAGGACGCUGAGAAGGCGGCGCUCGUGGAUGCGCUGAGCCGCAAGGCGCGGGCGCUCGGGGCCGCGGGCGACGACUUCCAGACCGAUACAUUUUCACACGGUUUUCCACGAUUUCACACCAUUUAA
Messenger RNA from Saprolegnia diclina VS20, 660 nucleotides. RefSeq lists its product as hypothetical. NCBI's taxonomy places the organism in Eukaryota, Oomycota, Saprolegniomycetes, Saprolegniales, Saprolegniaceae. The record is from RefSeq and is a predicted model, not a curated record. The transcript has 4 exons. The coding region runs from base 1 to 660 and encodes 219 amino acids.